AUGGAAACUCAACUUUCUAGGAUUUCUAUAAAUGGGAUAACAGAAAUAAAAGACCUGGAUGGAAACCUUGAUGGAAAGUGUAUAAGAGUGCGGGGAUUUGCUCUCAAGGUUUCGUGUACAGGAAAAUAUGUGUUCAUAGUUCUACGGGACAAUGGAUGCACUAUUCAGUGCAUGUGUGAAAAGCCUAUUGGUGGCAAGGGGAGUUUAACACCACAGGAAUUCAAUUUGCUCAAGAAGGUGACACACGAGUCUUUCAUUGAGGUAAAGGGGAAGGUGGUGAAGCAGGAGAAGGAGAUAUCUGGCUGCGACAAGAAGGAUAUUGAGAUCCAUAUUCUUGGGUUUGAUAUCCUCAGUGCUGCUGAUAAGAACUUACCGUUCGUAAUGAAGGAUGCCUCCGCAACGGCUGAAGAGAGAGAAAAAAACCCAACACUUCAGAAUGUUGGAUAUCACAUCAGACUGGACAACAGGGCGAUGGAUCUUCGGACUCCACAAGCAAGAGCCACCUUUCGGAUCAUAGACGGAGUGAUGUUUUUCUUCAGAGGCUAUCUCAGAAGGAAUGGGUUUGUGGAAAUAAAGACACCGAAGCUUAUUGGAAGCUCUAGUGAAGGGGGAGCUAAUCUUUUUAGUGUGGAUUACUUCAAGAGAAAGGCAUUUAUGGCCCAGAGCCCUCAGCUGUACAAGCAGAUGGCGAUUAUAGGAGGGUUGAAGAGGGUAUGUGAGAUAGGGCAUGUGUAUCGUGCAGAGGAGUCCAACAUCAAUAGGUAUCUUAGUGAGUUUGUAGGACUUGACAUGGAGAUGGAGAUAUCCACGGACUAUAACGAUAUGAUUGCAUUUAUCCAUUCGAUGUUUGUAAGUAUCUUUGACAGUUUGAAGGAAGAAUACCAGAGAAGAACUGGAAACAAUCAGGGCCUUCCAUCGAUUUGA
Messenger RNA from Encephalitozoon romaleae SJ-2008, 924 nucleotides. Its product is annotated as aspartyl-tRNA synthetase. The record is from RefSeq and is a predicted model, not a curated record. The transcript has a single exon. Gene Ontology annotation, cellular component: aminoacyl-tRNA synthetase multienzyme complex; cytosol; cytoplasm. Gene Ontology annotation, molecular function: RNA binding; aspartate-tRNA ligase activity; ATP binding. The coding region runs from base 1 to 924 and encodes 307 amino acids. Gene Ontology annotation, biological process: aspartyl-tRNA aminoacylation. NCBI's taxonomy places the organism in Eukaryota, Fungi, Microsporidia, Unikaryonidae.